Molecule: messenger RNA, 4087 nt
Organism: Mesocricetus auratus (golden hamster)
Lineage: Eukaryota; Metazoa; Chordata; Mammalia; Rodentia; Cricetidae
Gene: Fbxo11
Product: F-box protein 11
Exons: 23
Coding region: 89-2896 (935 amino acids)
Biological process (GO): regulation of apoptotic process; ubiquitin-dependent protein catabolic process; protein ubiquitination
Molecular function (GO): protein binding; zinc ion binding
Source: RefSeq, a predicted model, not a curated record
CGUCUCCCCCGGCCCCCGGAGCUCGCGGUGCGUGUGCGCGUGAGUGCGUGUGUGUCCCUCCGCCAACGCCGCCACCUCAGCCCGGCAAAUGAACUCCGUCCGAGCCGCCAACCGGAGACCCAGGCGAGUGUCGCGGCCGCGCCCGGUGCAGCAACAGCAGCAGCAGCCCCCGCAGCAGCCGCCGCCUCAGCCGCCCCAGCAGCAGCCGCAGCCGCAGCCGCCGCAGCCGCCCCAGCAACAGCCGCCGCCGCAGCAGCAGCCCCCGCCGCCGCCUCAGCAGCAGCCCCCGCCGCCGCCACCGCCGCCUCCGCCGCCGCCUCAGGAACGGAACAACGCCGGCGAGAGGGAUGAUGUUCCUGCAGAUAUGGUUGCAGAAGAAUCAGGUCCUGGUGCACAAAAUAGUCCAUACCAACUUCGUAGAAAAACUCUUUUGCCAAAAAGAACAGCGUGUCCUACAAAGAACAGUAUGGAGGGUGCCUCAACUUCAACUACAGAAAACUUUGGUCAUCGAGCAAAGCGUGCCAGAGUGUCUGGAAAGUCACAAGAUCUAUCAGCAGCACCUGCUGAACAGUAUCUUCAGGAGAAACUGCCAGAUGAAGUAGUUUUAAAAAUCUUCUCUUAUUUGCUGGAACAGGAUCUUUGUAGAGCCGCUUGUGUGUGUAAACGCUUCAGUGAACUUGCUAAUGAUCCAAUUUUGUGGAAACGAUUAUAUAUGGAAGUAUUUGAAUAUACACGCCCUAUGAUGCAUCCUGAACCUGGUAAAUUCUACCAGAUUAACCCAGAAGAAUAUGAGCAUCCAAAUCCAUGGAAAGAGAGUUUUCAGCAGUUGUAUAAAGGCGCACAUGUAAAGCCGGGAUUUGCUGAGCACUUCUACAGUAACCCUGCAAGAUACAAAGGAAGAGAAAAUAUGCUGUAUUAUGAUACUAUUGAAGAUGCUCUUGGUGGAGUACAGGAAGCACAUUUUGAUGGGCUUAUCUUUGUUCACUCUGGAAUAUAUACUGAUGAAUGGAUAUAUAUUGAAUCUCCAAUCACUAUGAUUGGUGCAGCACCUGGGAAAGUGGCUGACAAGGUUAUCAUUGAAAACACUAGAGACUCAACUUUUGUUUUUAUGGAAGGCUCUGAAGAUGCUUAUGUUGGAUAUAUGACAAUAAGAUUCAACCCCGAUGACAAAUCCGCUCAGCAUCACAACGCACACCAUUGCUUAGAGAUUACAGUAAACUGCAGCCCUAUUAUUGACCACUGUAUCAUCCGGAGCACAUGUACAGUUGGUUCUGCAGUAUGUGUUAGUGGUCAAGGAGCAUGUCCCACUAUCAAGCAUUGUAACAUCAGUGACUGUGAAAAUGUCGGACUUUAUAUAACAGAUCAUGCACAGGGAAUAUAUGAAGAUAAUGAAAUUUCCAAUAAUGCGUUAGCUGGGAUUUGGGUUAAAAAUCAUGGAAAUCCAAUUAUUAGACGGAAUCACAUUCAUCAUGGACGUGAUGUUGGUGUAUUCACAUUCGAUCAUGGCAUGGGUUAUUUUGAAAGUUGCAACAUACACAGAAACAGGAUAGCAGGCUUUGAAGUAAAAGCCUAUGCUAACCCCACAGUGGUUCGAUGUGAAAUCCACCAUGGGCAGACUGGAGGCAUAUAUGUCCAUGAAAAAGGAAGAGGACAAUUUAUAGAGAAUAAAAUCUAUGCGAACAACUUUGCAGGUGUAUGGAUUACCUCAAAUAGUGACCCAACAAUAAGGGGGAAUUCUAUAUUUAAUGGAAAUCAAGGAGGAGUUUACAUCUUUGGUGAUGGACGAGGCCUUAUUGAAGGAAAUGACAUUUACGGCAAUGCGUUAGCAGGAAUUCAGAUUAGGACAAACAGUUGUCCUAUUGUUCGACAUAACAAAAUCCAUGAUGGACAGCAUGGUGGCAUUUAUGUGCAUGAGAAGGGACAAGGCGUCAUAGAAGAGAAUGAAGUUUACAGCAACACUCUGGCUGGGGUCUGGGUGACGACUGGCAGCACACCAGUACUGAGAAGAAACCGGAUACACAGUGGCAAGCAGGUUGGUGUUUAUUUUUAUGACAAUGGACACGGUGUGCUAGAAGAUAACGACAUCUACAAUCAUAUGUAUUCAGGGGUGCAGAUAAGGACUGGAAGCAACCCUAAAAUUAGACGCAACAAAAUUUGGGGAGGACAGAAUGGUGGAAUUCUAGUUUAUAAUUCUGGUCUAGGCUGUAUAGAAGACAAUGAAAUAUUUGACAAUGCAAUGGCUGGCGUCUGGAUUAAGACAGAUAGUAAUCCUACACUAAGAAGAAAUAAAAUCCAUGAUGGAAGAGAUGGUGGCAUCUGUAUAUUUAAUGGGGGUCGAGGUCUCCUUGAAGAAAAUGAUAUUUUCAGGAACGCUCAAGCAGGUGUUCUUAUCAGCACUAAUAGUCAUCCAGUCUUAAGAAAAAACAGAAUAUUUGAUGGAUUUGCUGCAGGUAUUGAAAUUACAAAUCAUGCAACUGCAACCCUAGAAGGCAAUCAGAUUUUUAACAACCGAUUUGGAGGCUUAUUUUUAGCAUCUGGUGUUAAUGUGACAAUGAAAGAUAACAAAAUAAUGAACAAUCAAGAUGCAAUAGAAAAGGCUGUUAGUAGAGGACAAUGUUUAUAUAAAAUAUCAAGUUAUACCAGCUAUCCCAUGCAUGACUUCUACAGAUGUCAUACUUGUAACACCACAGAUCGAAAUGCCAUAUGUGUGAAUUGCAUUAAGAAGUGCCAUCAGGGACACGAUGUAGAAUUUAUUAGACACGACAGGUUUUUCUGUGACUGUGGUGCUGGAACACUGUCCAAUCCUUGUACAUUAGCUGGUGAACCUACUCAUGAUACAGACACAUUAUAUGACUCUGCUCCACCUAUAGAAUCUAAUACAUUGCAGCACAACUGAAUUCCUUCUCUAAAGAAAACGUCCUGCCAUUCUAACACCAUAACUUAAAACAUUUGGAAGAUUUAAAAUACUUGCCCAUGCUACAGAAAGAGACUGUACUGAAAAGUGGAUACGCAAGGUCAGUUGACACUAUGAAGCUCAAGCUACCAAAAAGAAAGUGGCAAUAUAUUGACUCAGGAUCUCAAAGCUGGGUGUUUUAGCAUUACUGUGUAAGACUUUUGAAGGGACAGAAGUGAAGAAAAUAAGCUGCAAUUUUGUACAGAUACCAACUUCUGAAAAAGCUGGUGUUUUUACAGCUAGCAUUGAAUGCAGUCCGAUUUGCAGUAGUAAUCUUCAAUAGACAGCAGCUUUGUUGCUGCCUUUAUGGACAUGGGUACCAAUUGCUUUUGUAAUAUGGUAAAAACGUGAGCUAGCACUUCUGCAUUGAUUUUUUAACAUGUAUUCAGAUUGAGAAUAUGAUUUUAAUGCUUUAAUCUCAUGUAGUUUGUUUUUAAUUUCAAGCAAAAUCUUAUUGUACUUGAAUGUGCCCUGUUUUGUUAGCACACCUAGACUUGCUGUAACUGUACUCAUGUCCCAGUAUGUACGUUCUUUCUAUGAAAGAGAAAAACACUAAUCUUAAAUUAUAUCCAGCAAUGUUUCUGGUAUCCUUUAAGAAAAGUUAAGACUAUUAUUUCCUUCCCUCUCCUUUGCAGCAUUCAAGGAAAAAAAAAAAAAAAAAACACCCCUAGAAAACAGUUGAGUGUUUUAAUGAGACUUCCUAGGAAGGGAUGCACUGUAAAACAAAGUAUUCUUGUAUCUCAGUUUUGUGAAGGGUAAAAACUACUAUGUUUUAAAGUUCACUUUAGAAAGUCUCUUCAAAACAGGCCUGUAUUUAAAUUCUGUUCAUAGUUUUUAUUUGAACAGUUUAGACAAAAUGGCUGGAAAUUAAAGCAAUUUCCUGCAUUAAGCUGAGACCAGUAUAUAUACAGCCCUAAACAGUUUCAUAGCCCCCCCCCCAUUUAUGUGUAUUGGUGACAGUGGGUAUAAACAGCCUGAAAGUGUAUGCAUGUACCAUAACAUCUAGACUUAAUAUAUUGUGGAGUAUUCAAUAACCAUUAUGUAGAAGGUAGAUGAGAAUUAAAAGGGUUUAAUUUCCUAGAAAGAAAAUGGAAAAAUGGUCAUUUUUAAAAAAUAAAGUUUAUUAGAUCAUAA